This is a messenger RNA of Closterium sp. NIES-65, 2916 nucleotides long. The record is from the annotation of a GenBank genome assembly. NCBI's taxonomy places the organism in Eukaryota, Viridiplantae, Streptophyta, Zygnematophyceae, Desmidiales, Closteriaceae.
AUGACGUCCGAAAAAGUUAAGGCUAGCGAGGGUGAAGCUGCUGACGCCGUUGUAGAAUCUUCGCCUCCUGCUGCUGCUCCUCCAAGCGACGACGCCGCUGCGGCUGCUACUGACGAUGCAGCGACGAAGCCUGACGCUGAACCGGCGAGCACGAACGGGGAGCCGGCAAGUGGCGAACCCGCUGAAGCAAACGGCGAGGAGUCGAAGGCUGAAGCCGAGGCUGCGACGACGCCUGCGAAGGAAGCUGCGAAGACGGAGGAGAAGCCGGCGGGCGAGGAAGGCACGGGUCAGCGGCGACGGAAGCGCAAGAGCCUUUGGGACACGGAGGGCCCUGACGGCAAGAAACGUGCGUGCGUGGCGAGCACGCAACAGCGGGUUGCACGCCGCUUCGAGUCUCCUGCUGUCCUAGCGUCACCAGGCACUCCCAGCGCAGCCGGCAUUCUGCCAGGAGCCCCCGCGAUUCCCGGUAUUCCUGGAAUGCCACUGGGUGCAGGCAUUCUCCCCGGCGCUGCAGCGGCGAUGAUGAUGCCGGGAGCGGCCAUGGCGCAGCAGGCGCAGCUGCUGCAGCAACAGCAGCUUCUCCAGAUGCGAGCGCUGGCUCAGGCGAAGAUGGCGGAGGCAGCAGCGGUGCAGCAGCAGCAGGCCACAACGACCCAGUCGAAUGCCCAGUGCCGCGUGUAUGUGGGAAGCAUUUUCUACGACCUCACCGAGUCUGAUAUUCUCCUCGCCUUCUCCCCCUUUGGUCCAAUCACCAAGAUCGACAUGCCCAAGGACGCGAGCACGGGCAAGCACAAGGGUUUCUGUUUCAUCGAGUUCACCAACCCUGAAACCGCCUCCACUGCCAUCGCUGCCAUGAACGACUUUACCCUCGCCGGCCGGCGCAUCAAGGUCGGCCGUCCCAACAACAUCGCUUCCCCUUCGCCUGCUGCGCAGACCAUUGCCAACCCUCUCGCGUUCAACCAAGCUGCAUUGGCGGCACCCAACCCCAACCUCCUCGCCACUGCCAAGCUCCAGGCGCAGGUGAUCGCGAGCAGCAUCAACCAGAAGGUCCCAGGGGUGGCAGAGGUGCCCCAGAAGCCAGCAGUGAACACGCGGGUGUAUGUGGGUUCCAUUGUCUACGACCUUGCAGAGCCCGACAUCAUGGCCAUCUUCCAGGCCUUCGGCCCCAUCAAGUCAUGCCAGCUCAUUCCCAACCCUGACACGGGCAAGCACAAGGGCUACGGUUUUGUUGAGUUUGAGACAGAGGAAGCAGCCAAGGGUGCCAUUCAGUGCAUGAAUGGGUUUCAACUGGGUGGCAGACAGCUCAAGGUCGGGUGGGCUUCAGCAUCCCACGCCCCAACUUCUGCCUCACCAGCACCACCCGCCUUCCCAAGCGCCAUUCCAGGCAUGCCGGCUAUCCCGGGUUUCCCUGGGGCUGCCCUGCCCGCAGCAGCAGGAGGGGCCGGGCUGAUGGGUGCAGUGCCUGGCGCUGUUGCUGCUGCCUCCCCAGCAGAGGCGGCGGCGUCCCUGCCAGCGUCCCCCUGUCGCUGCAUCGUGAUGCGGAACAUGGUCACUCCAGAGGAGGUGGAUGAUGACCUGCAGAGCGAGGUGACAGACGAAUGUGGCAAGUUUGGAAAGGUGGAGCGGGUUGUCAUCUACCAGGAGCAACAAUCGGAGAAGCCAGGCGAUGCGAUUGUGAAGAUCUUUGUUCUCUUCUCAAGCACCCCAGGCACAGGCAGCGCAGCAAUCGCUGCACAACAGAUGGUUCGGAGGCCGGCAGGUCAUUGCAAGCUUCUAUCCGGAAAUUUUGUAGAUUGCUUGCGUGCAGCGGCGGUGGCGUGGGCGCCGAACAAGCCGCUGGUGAUCGAGGAGGUGGAGGUGGCGCCGCCACAGGCGGGGGAGGUGCGAAUCCGCAUCACACACACCGCGCUCUGCCACACUGACGCGUACACUCUCGACGGCCACGACCCCGAGGGGCUCUUCCCCUGCAUUCUUGGACACGAGGCUGCUGGCAUCGUGGAGAGUGUGGGCGAGGGAGUCACGAGUGUGCAGCCAGGCGACCAUGUGAUUCCGUGCUACCAGGCGGAGUGCCGCGAGUGCAAGUUCUGCAAGUCCGGGAAGACCAACCUGUGCGGCAAGGUCCGCCCCGCCACUGGCCGUGGUGUGAUGCUGUCUGACGACAAGCCGCGAUUCUCUGUGAGGGGCGAGCCUAUCUAUCACUUCAUGGGCACGAGCACGUUCAGCGAGUACACAGUGGUUCACGAUGUCUCAGUUGCCAAGAUCAACCCAGAGGCACCGCUCGACAAAGUGUGCUUGCUGGGCUGCGGCAUCCCCACCGGGCUGGGAGCGGUGUGGAAUGCAGCCAAGGUGGAGCCUGGUUCCACUGUUGCCAUCUUUGGGCUGGGCACCGUUGGGCUCGCGGUGGCGGAGGGCGCAAAGGCAGCCAAGGCAUCGCGCAUCAUAGGCGUUGAUAUCGACCCGACCAAGUUCGACACAGCCAAGGCAUUCGGUGUGACCGAGUUUGUGAAUCCCAAGGACCACAGCCGGCCCAUUCAGGAAGUUCUGGUAGAGCUGACGGACGGGGGAGUGGACUACAGUUUUGAGUGCAUCGGCAACACAGCAGUCAUGCGGGCAGCGCUGGAGUGCUGCCACAAGGGGUGGGGCGAGUCGGUGAUCAUAGGAGUGGCAGCGGCUGGGCAGGAGAUUUCCACGCGGCCGUUCCAGCUGGUCACGGGGCGUGUGUGGCGCGGCACGGCGUUUGGCGGGUUCAAGAGCCGGACCCACGUGCCAGAGCUUGUGGACAAGUAUUUGAACAAGGAGAUCAAGGUAGAUGAGUACAUCACGCACAACCUCCCUCUCUCGAAGAUCAACGAGGCCUUUGACUUGCUGCAUGGGGGCAAGUGCCUGCGCGCUGUGAUUCACAUGGAGGAGCAGUGA